AAUUAAACUACGUCGUUUAGUUUGAAGGGUAAAACCUAAAACCUAUAAUGAGGUACUCGUUCAUCUUUUCAUCUUCUUUUGCAGCCGCACGCCCUUAGGUAUCUGCUUCUCUUCUGCUCCACAUCGCUAGUAGAAUCGCAGAAUUGAAGUUUUUGUGAAGAUGUAUACUACAAGGCAGAAGAUUCAUAAGGAUAAGGAUGCUGAACCCACAGAAUUUGAGGAGUCUGUUGCACAGGCUUUCUUUGAUCUGGAAAACACCAACCAGGAGCUGAAAAGUGACCUGAAGGAUCUCUACAUAAAUUCAGCUAUCCAAGUUGAUGUUGCUGGGAAUCGGAAGGCUGUUGUUAUCCAUGUUCCUUACAGAUUGAGGAAGGCUUACAGAAAGGUUCAUGUUAGACUUGUGAGAGAACUUGAGAAGAAGUUCAGUGGGAAGGAUGUGAUCCUUAUUGCUACCAGGAGGAUAUUAAGGCCUCCAAAGAAAGGUUCAGCUGUUCAAAGGCCUCGUAGCCGCACACUUACUGCUGUGCACGAGGCAAUGCUUGAGGAUAUUGUACUGCCUGCUGAAAUUGUUGGGAAGCGGACCAGAUAUCGAAUUGAUGGGUCUAAGAUAAUGAAGGUCUUCUUGGACCCAAAGGAGCGAAACAACACAGAGUACAAGUUGGAGACUUUUGCUGCAGUUUAUAGGAAGCUUUCAGGCAAAGAUGUUGUGUUCGAGUUUCCAGUAACAGAGGCAUAAAAGGUUCGGGGCUGGCAUCUUUUGCAUGUUUUUUGCUGGAGAACUGCUUUAUUGCCCUAUUUAAAUUUUGAAAAAGUUGAGUUGAUUUAUCAGGAAUCUUUUGUGGUGGAUUCGUUCUCUUAAAUUUGUUCGAGUACUUUGUUUGGUAGGAUGUUGUUUAGGUAUGGGUUUUUGAAGUAAUAGGUUAUUUGGAAGUAAUGUUGUUUAAGGUAAAGUUUUUGGGAUUUCAAAACCUCCUGUACUUUUUGAAUACACCCCAAAUUAGUUUGGUUGAAUAUCAUUUGAUACCUUGCUAACAUAUCUCUUAUUUGGAAUGGAGUUGAAAUCUUGCAUUA
Molecule: messenger RNA, 1071 nt
Organism: Manihot esculenta (cassava)
Lineage: Eukaryota; Viridiplantae; Streptophyta; Magnoliopsida; Malpighiales; Euphorbiaceae
Product: 40S ribosomal protein S7
Exons: 6
Coding region: 161-736 (191 amino acids)
Biological process (GO): translation; rRNA processing; ribosomal small subunit biogenesis
Cellular component (GO): ribosome; small-subunit processome; cytosolic small ribosomal subunit
Molecular function (GO): structural constituent of ribosome
Source: RefSeq, a predicted model, not a curated record